Pollicipes pollicipes is the source of this 1398-nucleotide messenger RNA. RefSeq names its product cell adhesion molecule 1. The record is from RefSeq and is a predicted model, not a curated record. The transcript is spliced from 6 exons. NCBI's taxonomy places the organism in Eukaryota, Metazoa, Arthropoda, Thecostraca, Pollicipedomorpha, Pollicipedidae. The coding region runs from base 49 to 864 and encodes 271 amino acids.
CCGACGGGGUCCGACGCGGCGCCGACGCGGCCGACAGGUCGACGAAGGAUGAAGACUUUGCUCGUGGGGCUGGCGCUCUGCUCGCUGAUCGGGGGUGUUCCGGCCUUGAGGAUGGUGAAGACCCAUUUUCCCCGAAACGUAAUCCGAGGUCAUCCGGUAAACCUGACCUGUGACUACGACCCGGAGGGCGGUCGAAUAUACCAGGUCAAGUGGUACAAGGACGGCCAGGAGUUUUACAGCUACGCCCCGGGAAAGACGGACCGGAUCUUCCACAUACGCGGAGUCCAUGUCAAUUUGGAGCGGUCCGCCGGCAAGAGCGUGCAGAUCGAGAAUGUCGACCUGGACACCGAGGGCCGGUACGUGUGCGAGGUCACCGUCGACGAGUCGUUCGACACCGUCCUCGGGACAGGCGACGUCAGAGUCGUGGAACCGCCACUGGCAGGCCCCGUGAUCGCUGGUGAGCACCGUCAUACCAUGGAGGAGGGUGAUCAUGUCCGGCUCAACUGCACGUCGUUCAGGUCACGUCCCGCUGCCACGCUGACCUGGUACAUCAACGGAGCCAGGUGUGACAACGUGUCCUUGCGGAGCUACCCGGAGACGCUGGCGGCGGACGGACUGCAUACAGCCACCCUGGGGCUCGACUUCCGGUUGCGGCAGGCCCACUUCAGCCUCUCCGGCCAGGUCGUCCUCAAGUGCACGGCCGAGAUCGAGUCGGUCUCCUACCAGAGCGAGGACGUCCGCAUCUCCAGCAUGACGCUGGCAAGACGAGCUCAGCCGAACGCAGGACAUCGCUUCGUGCCGACCAGGUCGAUGGCUGCACUGACGGGCGUACUGCUCGUCGUCCGGUGUGCUCACGCGGCGUAGAGUGCCCGGCUCUCAGACUUGACCGUCUUCACGGGGUGGAGGGCCCCAUGUGCCAUACUGUCAUCCUGUCACAAAGCCGUCGACCCAUGGCUUAGCUGAUGGAAAUCACGCGGCAGCACUGACGUGCUGAUACCGUACUGUCCUUAACUGUUCGAAAUGUGACGACUGACGUCAUUCAGACAUCAUACUCAAGUCAGGAGGCUGGUAAGAUAAAGGGUCGUGGAGGUAACGGUAUGAACACAGUUGUACAUAAUCGGGCAUUCCCAGUGCACGAGACGUCUGCUGAUAAACAUGUGCGCGAGAGAUUUUACUGUGAUAACUGUUGAACAAUACUUGUGCCGUGAUUAAGUGUUGUAAAUAUUUGUGCCGUAAUGAAAAGCUUCCAGCUUAUCCGGGUGGUUACCACAAUAACGGCUCAACGACGAUAAUUCCAGAAGUUAUGUUGCAUGAGAUGUGUAUUGUAUCUGUGUGUGAUGUGUUCUUUGUUCAUUUCUGUGCAAGCGGCAUGGCAAGGGUACUUAAUAAAUUGUUAUA